CCAAUGCAGGCCGCCGCCCUCCCUGAGGAGAUCCGUUGGCUCCUGGAAGAUACUGAAGAGUUUCUUGUGGAAGUUUUGCGGAAUGAAAACCUCAGUGUUGGUGCAAGGGACCACAGAGACCAUAUUGUACGGGGCUUUCAGCAAAUCAAAGCUAGGUACUACUGGGAUUUUCAACCCCAAGGGGGAGAUCUUGGACAGGACAGCUCUGAUGAUAAUCACAGCGGAACUCAAGGCCCUCCUCUCACAGCAGAUGCAGCCUUUUCGUCAGAUUAUCAGGAUGAGGGAAUGGAAGACAUCCUAAAAGGAGCUCAAGAGCUUGAUAACAUCAUCAAGCAAGGGUACCUGGAGAAGAAAAGCAAAGAUCAUAGUUUCUUUGGAUCCGAGUGGCAGAAGCGAUGGUGUGUUGUCAGCAGAGGCUUCUUCUACUACUAUGCUAAUGAGAAAAGCAAGCAGCCCAAAGGGACCUUCCUCAUUAAAGGCUACAGUGUUCGGAUGGCCCCCCACCUGCGAAGAGAUUCCAAGAAAGAAUCCUGCUUUGAACUGACCUCCCACGAUAGGCGCAGCUAUGAGUUUACAGCUACUAGUCCAGCUGAAGCCAGAGACUGGGUGGAUCAAAUAAGCUUCUUGUUAAAAGAUCUGAGCUCCUUAACCAUUCCAUAUGAAGAAGAAGAGGAAGAAGGAGUGGAAGAAGAGACGUAUGAUGACAUAGAUGGUUUUGACUCCUCAAAUUCUGGUUCCCAGUGCAGACCCAUUAUCUUGCCUGGGAAUGUGGGGAUAAAAGAGCCUUCAGGAGAAAAAGAAGAAGAUAUUUAUGAAGUCUUACCAGAUGAAGAGCAAGAUCGAGAAGAGGAUGAGAGUGACACUCAACGAAAAGGAGCAGACUAUGCCAGUUAUUACCAGGGCCUGUGGGAUUGCCAUGGUGACCAGCCAGAUGAACUGUCCUUCCAACGCGGUGACCUCAUCCGCAUUCUGAGCAAGGAGUAUAACAUGUAUGGCUGGUGGGUUGGAGAACUGAACAGUAUCAUUGGGAUUGUUCCAAAGGAGUAUCUCACCACCGCCUUUGAAGUGGAAGAAAGAUGAAGCCCAGGAAACGUAUUUUCUCUAUCCUGCCUCCAUGAAGACACAGAUCAUCAAGAGCUUUUACUCCCCACUCCUGCCACCUCACCAACACCACGGACUCCUCUCUUUAUAGAAGGGACCUAAUUCUCUGUCACCUUAUAGUGCCUGUAAACCACCAGUAAGACGGGUGGGACGAGGCAUCUUCAUCACACCUGCUACUAAACCAGCCCCGUCAUAGCUCAGCCCGUCUAAACGUAGUCACUCACCCACAUCUGCCUUUUCCACGGGCUUGUCACAGAGAAGGUGAGAGAGACGGGAACCUGGGGAAGAGGAAGUUGCUAGUUGUUUUGGCGGUUUUGAACAGCACAAAUAAAGUUCAGAUUUGGUUUCCUGCCUUGUGUGAUGGUGUUGAGUUCCUUUUUGUCAUGGUUUCAAACUGUGGGCUCCAGGGUUUUUCACAGCCUCCAAACAAAGUGGAAAGGGACAGGGAAGAAAAAAAAAAACAGAAGCCUAGACAGAGGAGACUUGGAUUGCCUUCCAGAAUAGAACCCUCUCUGGUACCCAGGUC
Molecule: messenger RNA, 1627 nt
Organism: Tupaia belangeri chinensis (Chinese tree shrew)
Lineage: Eukaryota; Metazoa; Chordata; Mammalia; Scandentia; Tupaiidae
Gene: SKAP1
Product: src kinase associated phosphoprotein 1
Exons: 13
Coding region: 4-1080 (358 amino acids)
Cellular component (GO): cytoplasm; plasma membrane
Molecular function (GO): protein binding
Source: RefSeq, a predicted model, not a curated record